AUGGCGGCCCUCAUCCAGCACAUGCGCAGGUCAACGGCACACCCACCGCACGCGAACCCGCCAAAAACACCUUCGCAAUACCUCGCCCAGCUGACAGAGGCCGUCUGGACACAGAUGGGCUCUCUGUCGGAGCAGAUGAAUGACUACGAUGGCGCCAUGCAAUGCUAUGAGCAGGCGCUCAAGUUCAAUCAAUGGUCUGUGCCAGCCAUGGUCGGCAUCGCAUGUAUCUUGCGCACCAAGGAUGCCUUCCCUGCCGCUGUCGAGUACUUGCGCACAAUCUUGAAGGUCGACCCCGCCAACGGCGAUGUCUGGGGCAGUCUCGGCCAUUGCUACCUGAUGAUGGACGACCUGCAGCAGGCAUAUUCUGCUUAUCAGCAAGCUUUGUAUCACCUGUCCGAUCCAAAGGAACCCAAGCUCUGGUAUGGCAUUGGUAUUCUUUACGAUCGCUAUGGCUCCCUUGAGCAUGCCGAAGAGGCGUUCUCGCAAGUCAUGCGCAUGGAGCCAACUUUUGAGAAGGCCAACGAGAUUUAUUUCCGCCUGGGCAUAAUUUACAAGCAACAGCAGAAAUUCAACCAGAGUUUGGAUUGCUUCAAGUACAUCGUCACCAAUCCGCCUCGCCCGUUGACCGAGGAGGACAUUUGGUUCCAGGUCGGUCACGUGUACGAACAACAGAAAGAGUUCGAAGCAGCAAAGGGCGCAUACCGUCGGGUUCUUGAACGUGACCCCAACCACGCCAAGGUUCUUCAGCAGCUAGGCUGGUUACACCACCAGCAGAGCACCAACUACACCAGCCAGGAGCAGGCUAUCGAAUACCUUGAGAAGUCGCAAAAGUACCCCAAGGCGUACGAAGCUUAUCAACAGGCUGUGUACCGUGACGGUCGCAACCCAACUUUCUGGUGCAGCAUUGGAGUGUUGUACUACCAGAUCAACCAGUACCGUGAUGCGCUUGACGCGUACUCCCGCGCUAUUCGAUUGAAUCCCAACAUCUCCGAGGUUUGGUAUGACCUUGGUACCUUGUACGAAUCUUGCAACAACCAGACGGCAGAUGCGCUUGACGCUUACCAGCGUGCCGCUGAUCUCGAUCCGUCAAACGUCCACAUCAAAGCUCGCCUGCAGCUUCUUCAGAAUGGUCAAUCGUCUGCUGCUGCCCCUAACGGCGCUGCUCCUGUUCCUCGCGAUAUCCACCCUCAAGCUUACCAGCCUGCAUCCGUACAUGGACCAGCUGCUCCUCAGUGGGGCGCUCCUCAACCCCAACAGCCACCUCAGGGCCCGGCUCCACCAGCUCUAGGUGGCGCUGGAUGGGAUCGACCAUUGGCUCAGAUCCGCGAGCCCGGGCUACCACCUCAGCAGCUGAACCCAUAUGAGCAACGUGAUGGUAUUCGUCCUCCGACGCAACACGCUCCUCAAAGGCCUGUCAGCCCCAGACAGGAGGCUCCAAGGUCCUACGCAGAGCCUCCUCGUCCACCAACGAACGGUCCUGGACCUUCUGGUCCUGUCGGCCCUCCACCUCCAGGUCCUGGACCCAUGCGUCGCGGCAUGUCGCCCUCGCCAAAGACCCACCACGUCGCCCCAAGUCCUUACCAUGCUCCUCCGCCACAGCUUACCCCCCAGCCGGUUCAGGCGCAGGCACCUCCUCCGCCGCACCAUCAGCUGCCACCCCAGCCUAACCGUAUCUCCAAUCCCAACUACGGUCCCCAGGCAGGCAGCGUGCCUCCACCUCCACCACCGCCACCCACCGGACUGGGUGGCCCACCAGGUCAGGGUCCAACUCAAGGGCCUCCUCCUUUCGGGCGUCCUGCCAGCCCACCACCUGAGGUUCGACCAAUCGUUGAAAACCGCCCAACCUCACCACGUAACGGAUAUCAAGGACCAUACCAGCAUCACCCUGACUCCUCUGCCAGCAGCGGCAUUGCGAGCGGCGCUCCCCCGCCAGCAUCUGCGAUGGUCGCUGCAGAAGCUGCGGCUCGGGACCGGGAUGACCGCCCUCCUACCGCCCCACCCAAGCGACACCGCGAGUGGGAAGAGAAUGACCACACCAGCACCAAGCCUCCUCAGAACGAGGAGAAGCGCCAAAAGCUUGAGGAGCCACACAGCCGUCGUCCGACUCCCCCACAUCCGAUGCCGUCGCCCCAGGUUGCGCGUCACAGCCCACAUGGCACUCCAGAUGCACGCCGCUUCAACGACGGCUACCACCCGUCUGAAGCCGCUCACCAUCCGCCUUCCCUACCAUCCAACACUGCGGCGCCACCCCCUCCCCGCAUGUCGGAAACCCCAAAGCAAGAGAGACCUGAGCAGCACGAGCCGGCAGCGCGCCACAUGGAUGUUGAUGAGAACUACGAUGACGAAGGAGAAGACACGAAGGCACCCGCGCCAACGUCCGAGCGCGGCAGCCCGCGCGCCGCCGCCGCCACCAACGGCACAUCUCACGCCCCCACACCAGUCGAGCAGAAGUCUUAGGAAGACUAUCUCAAUUGGUCGUAGAAUGUUUCCUCGUUGUAGCACCAGUUCUGGGCUCCCCUGUGCAAGGCCUGCACCUAUCACCAAUAGAGGCGGGCUGCACCAAGAUAUUUUCAGCAGCUAUCUUUCCUAUUCAGUGUUUUUCUUUAUCCGAGAUGAGCUCAAUGUCUCUCUUACUGUUGGGG
Molecule: messenger RNA, 2642 nt
Organism: Parastagonospora nodorum SN15
Lineage: Eukaryota; Fungi; Ascomycota; Dothideomycetes; Pleosporales; Phaeosphaeriaceae
Exons: 8
Coding region: 1-2457 (818 amino acids)
Biological process (GO): regulation of gene expression
Molecular function (GO): RNA polymerase II cis-regulatory region sequence-specific DNA binding; chromatin DNA binding; protein binding
Source: RefSeq, a predicted model, not a curated record